AAGAGAGACUUCAUUUCUUCCACCUUCCUUGGUUAGGGUUCCAAACCUUUUUCUAAUAAUAAGGUAAGCUUUCAAGCCGCCGGUGAUAUCUAUAAGAAGGAAUACUUGUCUCAAGGUAAACAGGAGUUCCCAUUUUUGGUAUUCCUUCUCGAGCUUCUAUUUCUUCCGUUAAAGGAGAUUCGAGAAAAGAUGGAAUAGGAAUACGUGUUUCCAGAACGAACAAGAUACGGGAGGAACGAAUUAGUCCGCGACCAGCAAGUUUUCCGAAAGCGAACUGAAUGGAAUUGUUACUUUCAAAAAAAUUUGCUUCAAAUCAAAGAAAGAAGGUCUAUUUUCCCACGUGAGUACACUGCUUUCACACUCGAACUCUCCUACUGUGUGCUAUAAUAGUUGUAGAAAGACCUCCCGUCCUGAGUUGGCUUAAGCCAUGCCUUUACUAAAGAUUAAUAGCUUUGCCUUUCCUCAUCCCAUUUUUUUCUCUUUGAUCCCACGCAUGGUUGAAUAAUGAGGCGAUCAAGAAAGUCCUCCCCUAGAAAAAUUAUUCGGAGAUCUUCUCUAGUGAUAGGAGACUAUCUAGCUUGAUUCGGAGAAUCGUAACACUCGUAAUGAUCGACUUUAUGAAGAGUCCAUUGGAUUCCGGAAGCUCGUAGCAUUGGUCCGGCAUAAUUCCCAAACUUAAGAAGCUGGGGGCGUGCCCGCCAUCCCCUCACCUGCCUCCGAUUAAUGAAAGUGAAUUCAUUUUCAAUUAUCCUAAGCUAUCGCCUCUGGUGUUAGAUCAGAAACGUGACCACAUCUAGUUCCCAGGUUGGCCUAACGUAAGUUGAUGACACGCUUAUAAAUUUAAUUAUUUUAUUUUAAUAAUCCAAUUUUGGGUUAAGCAUCCUCGUCUUUGAUCUCAUCACCUACUUCAACGGUUAUUUAUGAAAUUAAAACAUUAAAAUGGGGAAUGAGUGUCACGUUAUAACUCAGCGCUUCCUCCAACUUUAAAUGGGAUAGAGAAAGAGGGAGUAUUUCCCAAACAGUUUCAACCGACAUUUCAAUUGCCCAAAAUCGAAACAGUGAAGAGAACAGCCAGCAAUGGCGGCAACAACUGACGAAGCUAUGGAGUCAUUGCUUUCGAGCUUCGACCAAAUAUAUGACGAAUUUAAGAACGGCGCUGUGGAGAUUCAAACCUUGCAAGCGGACUACAUCACGGGAAGCACGAAACGAGAAGCUCUUGAAUUCACCGUACAACGCCUUCAAUCUGAAAAUGAUCGGUUGAGAAAGCUUUACGCUGAAUCACUCAACACAUUGGCUUAUAAGAUUGAAAGCCAUUCAAGUUGCCAGAGCUUGAAGGAGGAUCUAAAGGGUGUACAUCAUGAGUUUUUACAGAAAGAAAAUGAGUACAUAAGAACUAUUGAAUCACUUAAAGGGGAUCAUGCAGAGAGAAUUCAAGAGUUGGAAUCUCAAAUCAGACGAUACCAAACUGAGGAUGCUGUUAACAAAGCGACCAUAAACCAGCUUCGACAUGAUUUAGUUGUGCAUAGGAGCCAAAUAGAAGCUCUUAAAAGAAACUUGGAUCAAGUGUCUGCUGAAGUAGACUCCAGAUAUCAUUAUGAGAUUCAAGGUUUGAAGGACUCUCUCCUGGUUGAGCAAGAAGAGAAAAAUGAGUUGAACAAGAGGCUCCGAGAUAUGGAAAAAGAAUUGUUUAUCAGCAGAACAAAACUGGUAGAGUACCAACAAGAUUCGACUUCAAGUCAACAUAUGCAUACACUAAAGCAAAAGAUAAUGAAAUUGAGGAAGGAGAAUGAGGUUCUCAAAAGGCAGAUACAUGAAAGAAAGGAGUUCUAGUUGAAGUAUUCCCAUUUGUGAGUUUUUGUUUUUGGUUUGAUAGCAAGUCUCAUAUAUCAUGCAUAUUGACUGAACUGAGAACAUUGCGUCACCAAGCUUAUAUCUGGUAAAUCCUUGUAAUUCCAAAAGUCUUGAACAUUGUACGUCAAUCCUGUUAGAUAUUAAAGUUCGUUUAAUUUUAAGAAAGAAAAGAUGCUAUAGAUGUCAUGUUAGUCACUACUAAAUGCUUAAUUGUAGUGAGACUCGUGAAAUGACUUACCACAAAAUCUUACAGUAUGUUACUAAUGCUUUUUUGGAGAACAAAGAAGGAUUUUCCCCAAUAAAAGGCCAGCGAACAUUUGUGGUCUUUUCCUCUGGAACAUACAGUUGCUUUGCUGUUUCAUUUCCACAUUUCAAGCAUUGUUUCCCAUAACAGGUUAUUUUUCAUUGUACUGUUGAAAAUUCGAAUUUUAUUUGAAUGCUUAAUGUGAGGCCCCGUAAAUAUUUUACCUAUAACCCGGGAUUUUGUGGUGCCAAAGUAGAUUUUUUGGGUUGGACAUUGCGUUGGGGAGUAAAGGAAAAUUUUUGGCAGAAAAAGACAUUUCUGCGGCCCACUAUGCGGGCCGCAGAAUGAAGCAAAAAACUGGGUAAAGUUUGGAUGAUAUUGUGCGGUCACUAUGCGAUCGCAAAACCAUUUCGCGGGCCGCACAUCGACCGCGGAACCAACAUGAAAAUUUUUCGGAGGGAGGUUCUGCGGCGCAUUAUGCGAC
Molecule: messenger RNA, 2579 nt
Organism: Nicotiana tabacum (common tobacco)
Lineage: Eukaryota; Viridiplantae; Streptophyta; Magnoliopsida; Solanales; Solanaceae
Source: RefSeq, a predicted model, not a curated record